This is a messenger RNA of Zea mays, 2567 nucleotides long. RefSeq lists its product as uncharacterized. Bases 401 to 2251 code for a protein of 616 amino acids. The transcript is spliced from 15 exons. Gene Ontology annotation, biological process: regulation of DNA-templated transcription. Gene Ontology annotation, cellular component: CCR4-NOT core complex. The record is from RefSeq and is a predicted model, not a curated record. NCBI's taxonomy places the organism in Eukaryota, Viridiplantae, Streptophyta, Magnoliopsida, Poales, Poaceae.
GUGCCCAUGGUUUGCCCUAAUUUCCCGACACGUACCCCGCGAUCCCGCUCCCAUACGACUUCCCUGCCGCCUUUUUGCGUCCUUCGAUCCUUUUCUACGUGUGUUUCUUUUCGUUCAUCCAGCGAUUGCCGAUGUGGAGUGGGAUCGUGUUAUAUGUUCGCUGGAAUUUUUCUUUGUUUUCCUGUGUUAGGUCGCGGAGAUUUGUGUGCUCGUACCUGCGAAGAAUUGAUCGUGUGGGAUUAUAUUCUACGGUUCGGUAGUUUCAGCGUCAGCUCUCAUAUGAAAUGUUGCUGCUGUCGUGCUUUGCGCUGAUCAGGUUGGAAGGGUUUGCUGUAUCAUGCAUUUUUUGUGGAUAAUCUUCAUUUUCUCUUGAGUCACCGAUUCUUUUGUUGUCUUCAAAAUGUCGGGCUUGCUGAACUCAAACCUUAAUAGUUCGGCAUCAAAUCUUUCAGACUCAGCUGGAAGGCCAUUUACAGCAUCCUUUUCGGGUCAAUCUGGAUCAAUUCCAGGUUUUCAUCAUUCUGGCUUGCAUAACACUCAUGGAAGUUACAAUCUUCCGAGUAUGCCUGGAUCACUUGCACAAAGGAAUGCUGCCAUGAGUGGCCUUCCGUCCUCUGGGGUUCAACAACCUGGAGGUAGCAUUCCUGGGAGAUUCCCUUCAAACAACCUUCCAGUUGGCAUGCCUCAGAUUCCUCAUGCACAUUCAGGUGUCAGUGGUAGAGGGAUGAAUUUUGGCGCAGGUCCGGCAUUUAGUAGCAGCAUGAAUAUUGGUGGUAACAUCCAAGGCUUAUCCUCGGGCUUGGGCUCCGGUGGUAAUCGCAAUUCUGUUCAUGGGAUGCCAGUAUCUUCAUCUAUAGGAAACUCGGGUCAACGGAUAAGUUCUGUAGGAAAUAUGGUAAGUGCAAGCAAUAUUGGAAGAAAUAUAGGCACUGGUGGUUUGUCCGUGCCAAGUAUUGCAUCACGAAUCAAUUUGAAUGGUAGUGGUGGGAGUGGUAGUCUGAAUGUGCAAGGAUCCAGUCGAAUGAUGAAUGGAUUGCUUCAUCAACAAGCAACUCCUCAGUUGAUAAAUAUGCUUGGAAGUUCAUAUCCAACAUCUGGAGGUUCAUUAUCACAGAGCCAAAUUCAAGCAGGAAAUAAUUCUUUUAGUUCUAUGGGGAUGUUGCAUGAUGCCAGUGACACUGCUCCAUUUGACAUAAAUGAUUUUCCCCAAUUGUCUGGUCGACCUAGUUCUGCUGGUGGUCCGCAAGGACAAUAUGGAUCACUGCGCAAGCAAGGAGUUGGUGUUAAUACCCUUGUGCAACAAAACCAGGAAUUCAGCAUUCAAAAUGAAGACUUCCCGGCUUUGCCUGGAUAUAAAGGUAACCCUUCGGAUUAUAAUGCUAUAGAGUUGCAUCACAAGGAACAACUCCACGAUAAUGUACCUGUAAUUCAAGCACAGCAGUAUCCUAUGGCAAGGUCAGGCUUAGGAAGUAGCUACCUACCCAAUCGACAACAACACCAGCAAGGUGCUAAUUCAGUCCAGAAUGGCGGAUCCCACAAUAUUUUACUGAGACCACCCAGUCAAACUUCUAGUUUGGGAUCAUAUGAUCCAUUUCUGCAGCAAUACCAGCAGCCUCAGCCUCAAAAUCAUUUCAGAUUGCAGCAGAUGUCUUCAGCUGCACAUUCAUAUCGGGAUCAGAUUCAAAAGAUUCAGGCGGGACCGACACCACCUGAUCCAUAUGGCUUGUUAGGAUUUUUGGGUGUUAUAAGGAUGAAUGAUGCUGAUUUAGCAUCUCUUGCUUUAGGAAUAGAUUUGACAGCAUUGGGUUUGAACUUGAACUCGCCAGAUAAUCUAUACAAGACAUUUGGCUCACCCUGGUCGAAUGACCCAGCAAAAGGAGAUACUGAUUUUCGAAUUCCAGCUUGUUACCUCUUUGACAAAACUCCUCCACUACAGACCUUACUUUUUCAGAGGUUUCACAUAGUAACACUAUUUUUCGUCUUCUAUAGCAUGCCAAAAGAUGAAGCUCAGCUGUACUCUGCCAAUGAACUGUAUAAUCGGGGAUGGUUUUACCAUAAAGAAGUGCACUUAUGGCUCACCAGAAUUUCAAAUGUGGAACCUCUAGUAAAAACUCACCUCUAUGAACGUGGAUCUUACUAUUGCUUUGACCCAGAAUCCUGGGACACAAUACGCAAGGACAACUUUGUUCUCCACUAUGAGAUGGUAGAGAAAAGGCCAGUUCUGCCUUCAACAUCACCAAACCUUAGAUGAAAAGAAAAUCUAGGACGGGGAGAGGAACAAAGAAACAUAUAACGAUCUGCAGGAAGGACUAAGGAGGCAGGAAGUCGCAGAACAGAAUUGGGGAUGUCCAAUUAACACCCCUUGUAAUUACUAAAACUGUGAGCGAAUGUUGCGUUUUUCUUGCACUCCCCCCUUCGCCCUCCUAAUUAAACUGCCUAAUGUUCAGGAUUAGUUUUUCUCCAGCUUCAAAAUAACAACGCAUAGAUGGUUUUGAUGUUCUGUCCUCUGUCCAACCAUAUCAUGUCGAUGCUCAGCGAAAGAUAAAAUCAUACCAUGUCGAUGAUCA